AUGACUUCUGAGGAGUUCAUUGAGAAUCUUAACACGGCCCUCAGAUGUUUUGAAGCAGUUUCGGGUCUGAGUAUCAACAUGUCCAAAUUCAAGCUCUUCAGAAUUCACCUCUCGGUUGAGGAAGUAAACAAAUUUUCAAAUAUCUUAGGUUGCCCAUCUGUCACUUUCCCUUCAUCCUAUGUUGGUCUGCCCCUCGUCGUUGGCUCCCCCACGAAAGCGGUAUGGGACAAGGUUGUGGACAAGGUUCAAAAAGCUCUUGCCACAUGGAAAUGUAGGUAUUUAUCGAUUGGUGGUCGAAUGACCCUCAUCAAGGCAGCUUUAUCCAACAUCCCUACGUAUUUUACAUCACUGUUGAAAUGCCCCCCUACGACUGGCAAGGACAAUCAGAAGAAGUUGCAUCUCCUUGAUUGGAAGGAGGUUUGUAAACAUUACCAAGAGGGUGGCGCCAGUAUUAAGAAUUUGAGACUGAUGAAUCAGGCCCUUCUCGGGAAAUGGAUUUGGAGAUUGGGAACUGAGGGAGAUGCCCUUCGGAACCUCAUCAUCAAAGGUAAAUAUGGGUCGUCGCAAGGUGGCUGGUGGACAAAAGAGUUGGUGGUUACUAGAGCCUCGCUCUUAUGGAAAGCUAUCAUGCGAACUGAGAAGGAAGUGGUCAGAAAUAUAGCGUUUGAGCUAGGCAACGGGAACCGGAUUCGUUUCUAG
This is a messenger RNA of Magnolia sinica, 699 nucleotides long. RefSeq lists its product as uncharacterized. The record is from RefSeq and is a predicted model, not a curated record. The coding region runs from base 1 to 699 and encodes 232 amino acids. The transcript is spliced from 2 exons. Lineage: Eukaryota; Viridiplantae; Streptophyta; Magnoliopsida; Magnoliales; Magnoliaceae.